CGUCGUUCCUGCGGUUGUCAGGUAGCGGCGGACCUGUAAAAUGCCGGAACCAGCGAAAUCCGCUCCUGCUCCUAAGAAGGGCUCCAAGAAAGCCGUCACCAAGACCCAGAAAAAAGGUGACAAGAAGCGUAGAAAGACUAGAAAAGAGAGCUACUCCAUUUACGUGUACAAGGUGCUGAAGCAGGUGCACCCCGACACGGGCAUCUCGUCCAAGGCCAUGGGCAUCAUGAACUCCUUCGUCAACGACAUCUUCGAGCGCAUCGCCGGCGAGGCGUCGCGCCUGGCGCACUACAACAAGCGCUCCACCAUCACCUCGCGGGAGAUCCAGACGGCCGUGCGGCUGCUGCUGCCCGGCGAGCUGGCCAAGCACGCUGUCUCCGAGGGCACCAAGGCUGUCACCAAGUACACCAGCUCCAAGUAGGGCGCCUCGGAUCGUCAGUUUUAACCCAAAGGCUCUUUUAAGAGCCACCCACAUAUUCAGUAAAAGAGUCGUUCACACUGGCUCGUUUCGGUGAGUGGUACUUGUAUUUAGCACUGUUAGUUCCUGGGCUAGGACGUACUUUUUAAUAGUAGGGAAAACGUUUGUCAUGUUGAAGCACUGCAAACGAUUUAGGACAUCUUGAGUGUGCCCUACCCUGACUGUUCACCGAGGAGGUCUUUAAAAAUAAUGUUAAUCACCUAAUUGAGUUCUAAAGCUAUUAAAAGUGUUCCUCCUUUUAAAGUAAUCCGUUCCAGUUUUUAUAAACUCCACGGUAAUGUGUACAGUAAU
This is a messenger RNA of Cuculus canorus (common cuckoo), 769 nucleotides long. Its product is annotated as histone H2B 8. Gene Ontology annotation, cellular component: nucleosome. Bases 41 to 421 code for a protein of 126 amino acids. NCBI's taxonomy places the organism in Eukaryota, Metazoa, Chordata, Aves, Cuculiformes, Cuculidae. The transcript has a single exon. Gene Ontology annotation, molecular function: protein heterodimerization activity; structural constituent of chromatin; DNA binding. The record is from RefSeq and is a predicted model, not a curated record.